UUGGUAUUAAAUGUUUCUAGUUAGAUAUAAAAAUCGAAUUAGACUAACAUAUUUUUUAAUUUCAAUGUAAGGCUGACACGUAAGAUUAAUUAGUUAUCUAAUUGAUUGACACAAAAGCAAUAUAUAUUUUUUAAUUAUUACAAAAUUGAAAUUACAUCUUUUCAAAUGUUCCUCAAUUAAUAUAUAGGGGAUAUCUCUCCUUCAUAUCAUACAUUAUAUAUGGAGUCAGAUACAACAACCGAAUACACCAUUUUUCCCUCACACGUAAAUAUUCAAAACAAUCUCGUCCGUCCACUACGCACAGUACUUCACCGUCCGAUUCAUAAACCCCCUGAAAAAAAAAACUAUCCAAUUACAAAAAGCCACGUACGUCGAUAGAUAGUAGCAGCGUUCCCGCCAAAAUCAAACACUAAAAACCCCAAAUCGUCUCUUCUUCCAUAAAAUCGUCUCUCUCUCUCUCCACCGUUCGUCUCCCCCGAAACACAUGGACAACAGAGAUCUCGCCUCCGGCUCCUGUUCAGAAAUGCGGAAGAAACUAAAACUGGACGAUCAUGAGGAGGAGGAGGUGGAUUAUAGUCGUCCUUCGCCAGCAGAUCCGGAGAAGGAAGCUUUCAACGCCCUAGCGAGGUCGUUCAUUCGCAGCGGGGUCAACCCCAACACCAUCAAAACCCCUUCCUUCACAAAGCUCAUACGUCUCCUCAACCCUAAUUUCCGCCCCACUGUUUCCAUCCUCGAGAAAGAAGUUCUGGAGAUACACCAAGAAUGCAAAGAGAAAGCUAAAAGCUUUCUCAACAGUUUCCAAGGGAAGUUAACUCUCUCUUACGAAUGGAUUGUUCUUGGUCAUGGGUGGACUAGAGAUUCCCUUAAAGGCCCCGUCUUGCAGGAGGAUUUCGUCUGCAUCACUGCUCAUUUCGUUGAUGAUGAUUGGAAGGUCAGGAGGUGGAUCCUGGGGUAUGCUGGUGAGGUGGACGUGGUGGCUAUGGAUGAUCUUUAUGUUCACGGGUUUAGGAAGGCUGUUCAGGGGUUUGAGAUUGAGGGGAAGGUCUCUACUCUUUUACUUCCUAAUGAUGAAGGGUUUGAUGAAGAGACGUUGGGUGGUUUCAGGAGAGGGUUAGAAGAGAGGGGAGAUAGCUCGAUUGCGCCGCCGGUUUUUCUUGUCUAUUGCUGCGCUGAUCUUUUCAGGUUAAUGGUUCAUGAUGUGUUUAGGGAGUUAAGCGGGAAACUGCUGGAGGAUUUGCGUAUGAUUGUUGGAUGGGGGAAGUGUUCGUCUGAGAACUGGCACCUCUGGGUUUCUAAUCUGCAACGAGCUGUUGAUAUGAAGAACGAGGAUGAGUUCUCCAAGGAUGAGAUUUACGAUGAUUAUGACAAACCGUCUGAUGAAGAGUGGGUGAAGAUUGAGACUUUUAGCAGGCUCGUUGGUUGUAUGUAUAAAGUGGCGGUGGAGCUUUUCGAGGGAGGGUAUUCGACGUCUAAUGUGUACUUCUACCUUCUUGCUGAGCUGAAGGUGAUGUUGGAGAAGGAGCUUGAGGGGGCUGGUAGUGAUUACUUUCGCUGCAAUGCUAAGUGGAUGUUGAAGAGGUUUGAUAAGUAUUGGGAUCAUAUGUUUCUGGUUUUGGCUACUGCUUCUGUGUUGGAUCCUAGGUUCAAGAUGAAGUAUCUUGAGUUUUACUGCUCUAAGAAGAUUGACAAUGAUGAAGGCUCGAAAGCUGAAACUGUUUUGGGCUAUUUGCGUAGUCUGUAUGCUCGCUAUGCAGCUAGUGAUAUCUGUCAAAAACCAAUAUGCCCGGUUGCUAAAGUUGACUCCAAAGAAGAAGGUGAAAAUGAUGAUGGAGGAGGAGAAGAAGAAGAUCAUGAUGAAUUACAAGAUGGUGAAGAAGAUUACGAUGAUGAACAAGAAGGAGAAAAUGAAGAAGAUUCUGAUGAAGAACUAGGAGAAGGAGAAGAAGAUUGUGAGGAUGAUGAAGAAGAGGAAUAUGACGAGGAAGAAGAUGGAGAAGAAAAGUAUGAUUCUGAUUCAUCAGAAGAAGCAGAGAGGGAAGCAAGAAAGAACAGAGAAAAGAAGCCUGACGCCUGCAAAGAUUUUGCUUUCUUUCAAGAAUUUCUCAAGUUUGAAGGAUCAUCUCCAAGAGAGUGUGGUGAAUCAGAGCUUGAUGCCUACCUCAAAGAACCGGUUAUGGAGUGGAACAAAGACUUCAAAGCAGUGGACUGGUGGAGAGAAGAAGGUCACAAGUAUCCAGUUCUCUCUCGAGUAGCUCGAGACAUUCUCUCAAUCCCAAUCUCACGAGCCACGUCGUACCAUGCUUAUGGAAUGGACAGAAGAGAGCCUCCUGCGUUCGUCGUGUCCUUGGAAGCCGAAGUUGCCAACGCCAUGAUGUGCAGCAAAAAAUGGUUACGACUUUGACAGUCUGUCAGAAUUGGUAACAACAUUUCCUUUUUCUAGUUUGAACUUUUACCCUUUUGUGGUCUUCAUGAAACUCAAUAUCUAUGUUUUUCGUUUUAGUACUAUUCCAUCUACGCUUUCUACAGCUGUGCAAUGUUCUUUUCUGAA
Messenger RNA from Brassica napus (rape), 2548 nucleotides. Its product is annotated as zinc finger BED domain-containing protein RICESLEEPER 1. Bases 485 to 2401 code for a protein of 638 amino acids. The transcript has 2 exons. The record is from RefSeq and is a predicted model, not a curated record. Gene Ontology annotation, molecular function: protein dimerization activity; DNA binding. Lineage: Eukaryota; Viridiplantae; Streptophyta; Magnoliopsida; Brassicales; Brassicaceae.